UCAAUAACUGUGGGAAUGUAAAAGAUGUUCAGGAUGUACCUGAUAAUUUCUUCUUUAAAAGCCGCUGGUUUGGGGGAAGUAAGUCACAGUCUCUGGAAAAACUCUAAGGAAAGAAUGUAUUUUCUCCUUCUGCUCGUCUUCUUUGCCAGCCCAGUGCUGGCCUGGCUGCCGCUGGAGGACUGGGGCUCGGGUAAUGUGACCAGCUCUGUGGGAGAAUCUGGCCAGUGUAUCUGCCAGGUGUUCCUGCCGGACACUACGUUCCCUGCAGACCGUGUGGAGAGUCUCCAGAUAUCUUCUAAUAAGCUGACUGUAGAUGUGGAGCUGCAUAUCAAUAAGCUGAUCAGUUUUAAGGGCAAGGUGGAGAUUCUACUCCAGGAGCUCUCCAACUUGACGAUCAGACUGGAGGUGGUGGAGAGUGGGCCUGAUAAAUACAUCAAACUGGACUUUGAGCUGCUGAGGAUCGAGCUGCGAGAGUUUGAAGCUCUGGUCACAGAACUGAAAGUGUCCCUCAACUCCUCCUCGCCUGCAUUCGAUAGUCUUUACAAUGAGAUUCGCAAUAUGAGCAUGAUAGUAGAUCAGCUGGAGAGCUACGACCGCAGCAACUUGGAAGUGAUUCGCAUUGAGUUUGCCAAACUACAGAAGAAGUUGGAGAAAUGCAGAGAUGAACAGGAUGACUUCUCCAAUGUACAGAUUGGUUCCUGCAAGCAUGAAGGCAUCCUGAGAGUUGGAAAACCUGUAGUUAGCCAGCUGAAUGCUAAUCUCCACACUGGAUACAUAUACGGAGGAUGGGGAAAAGACACCAACCCACUGUCUGGUUCAGAAUCUAUGUACUGGUACUCUGCUUCCACUGAUGCUGUGGUCAGGUAUAUUAGUGUCUAUUCCGACUACUACAGACUGAUCAUGAGACAGGCGAUGAAGACAUAUGACCUCUAUGCUUCAAGUGACUGGCGAGGAAUGGGCAAUAAUUACAUUAUUCGUGCUAACACCUUGUACUACCAGUUCGCAAACCCCUUCAGUAUGGGUAGAUUCAAUAUGACCAGUCAGAAAGCUGAGUACAGGGUGGUGCCGGGUGCCAGCAACAGAUUUUCCUACCAUUAUUAUCCCAAUCAGAUCUUAGACUUUGCAUCUGAUGAGAGUGGAAUGUGGGUAACGUAUGCUACAGAGGCAUCGAAGGGUAAACUGGUGCUGGGUAAGAUAGAUGAGGCAGCGUUUGCACUGUCAGAGGUUUGGGAAACCAGUAUCUUUAAACAGUCUGUGACCAAUGCCUUCAUGAUAUGUGGUGUUCUUUACGCUACAAGAUCUGUAGACACCAAGACAGAGGAGAUCUUCUACACUUACGACACUCAGACCAGACAGGAGAACUAUGUCAGCCUUCCUUUUGAGAAGUUCCAGGAUUCCUAUGUGAGCCUGGACUACAACCCCACAGAUCAGAAGCUUUACAUGUACAACAGUGGCUACUACGUCUCAUACAAUGUAAAGUUUAAAUCUGCCUAGGCGCUUUCUGGCAGACUGGUGUGUUUUAGAAAAGUGUGUUUAAAGAUAUGUGCACCAUACAUUUACUUGUUUGAUGAUGUAAUCAAAUAAGAUGUAGUGUUUUGGAGAUCAUCAAUAAAACUGAAUUCAAGCAUUGCA
This is a messenger RNA of Astyanax mexicanus (Mexican tetra), 1632 nucleotides long. RefSeq names its product olfactomedin-4-like. Bases 25 to 1494 code for a protein of 489 amino acids. Gene Ontology annotation, biological process: signal transduction. The record is from RefSeq and is a predicted model, not a curated record. Lineage: Eukaryota; Metazoa; Chordata; Actinopteri; Characiformes; Acestrorhamphidae. The transcript has 5 exons.